Messenger RNA from Penaeus indicus, 2844 nucleotides. RefSeq names its product propionyl-CoA carboxylase alpha chain, mitochondrial-like. The transcript is spliced from 16 exons. The record is from RefSeq and is a predicted model, not a curated record. Gene Ontology annotation, molecular function: propionyl-CoA carboxylase activity; ATP binding; metal ion binding. NCBI's taxonomy places the organism in Eukaryota, Metazoa, Arthropoda, Malacostraca, Decapoda, Penaeidae. Bases 28 to 2181 code for a protein of 717 amino acids. Gene Ontology annotation, cellular component: mitochondrion.
CCUAAAUAACAGCUGGGUCUCGUAAACAUGGCCUUCACGGCGUUGAACAGGGACUUCUCUCGCCUUCUUCGUGCCUCUUUAUUGGCCUAUCACAAAAAUGGAAGAAGAGGGCUCACAUUAUCAGCAGCAAGAAGAUGCUCCAUAUACACCACAGAUCCAAUUGAUGCCAAUGAACCGACCUUUGACAAGAUACUGAUUGCGAACAGAGGAGAAAUUGCUUGUCGUGUCAUCAAAACCGCAAGGAAGAUGGGUAUCAAAACAGUCGCCAUCCACUCUGAUGUCGACUCUAAUGCACCCCACGUGAAGCUUGCUGAUGAGGCAAUCUGUGUGGGAACAGCCCAGGCUCGAGACUCCUACCUACGGAUGGACAGGAUAUUGGAUGCCAUCAAGACCACUGGCUCCCAGGCAGUUCAUCCAGGAUAUGGUUUCCUAAGUGAAAAUGCAGAUUUUGUACAACAGUUGGAAGACAUUGGAGUCACCUUCAUAGGCCCCAAUGCAAAGGCUAUAACGGGCAUGGGUGAUAAGCUUGAGUCCAAAAGGCUUGCCAUGGCAGCUGGAGUCAAUACCAUCCCAGGCUUUGAUGGUAUUGUGAAAGAUGCUGAGGACUGUGUGCGCAUCAGUAACGAUAUUGGAUACCCAGUGAUGAUCAAGGCGUCUGCUGGUGGUGGUGGAAAGGGCAUGCGCAUUGCCUGGAAUGAUGAUGAAGCUCGUGAGGGAUUCAAACUGUCUACACAGGAAGCCGCCUCUAGCUUUGGGGACGACAGAAUACUGGUGGAGAAGUUUGUUGAUAAUCCAAGGCAUAUUGAGAUUCAGGUAUUAGGGGAUAAAUUCGGCAAUGCAAUAUACCUUAAUGAACGUGAGUGCUCUAUCCAGCGUCGAAACCAAAAAGUCAUAGAAGAGGCACCUAGUGUGUUUCUGGAUGAAGCCACAAGGAAAGCUAUGGGAGAGCAGGCUGUGGCACUAGCCAAGCAGAUUGGCUAUUCAUCUGCAGGAACUGUUGAAUUUCUUGUUGACUCCAAGAAGAAUUUCUACUUUCUUGAGAUGAAUACCAGACUGCAGGUGGAACAUCCCAUCACAGAGUGUAUUACAGGUGUUGACCUUGUGCACCAAAUGAUAAGAGUGGCUAAAGGACAUGCCCUGAAAAUUGGCCAAAAUGACGUACCCAUUAGGGGCUGGGCCAUCGAGAGUCGAGUUUAUGCCGAGGAUCCCUUCAAGAACUUCGGCCUCCCAUCUAUUGGUCGGCUGUCAAAAUAUCAGGAACCACUUCAUCUCCCAAAGGUUCGUUGUGACAGUGGCAUUGAAGAGGGAAGUGAAAUUAGCAUAUAUUAUGAUCCAAUGAUCUGUAAGUUAGUGUGCUAUGGAGACAACAGAGAAGAAGCCUUGGAGCGCAGUAUCAAGGCAUUAGAUGCCUAUGUGAUUAGGGGUGUGACGCAUAACAUUCCCCUGCUAAGAGACAUCCUCACUGAGGCACGCUUUGUAUCAGGAAAUAUUUCAACCAAUUACCUUCCUGAGGUUUAUCCUGAUGGCUUUAAGGGGAAGCAACUAGCAUCAAAGGAAAAGGCUGAUCUUACUGCUGUGUUGGCCUCCAUUUAUGUGAAAGAUGCACUUAGGUCCAGAAAUUUUGUGAAUGCAGAAAGGAUUAAAGUCAAUAGCCGAAUCCCUUCAUCGUGGAAUUUAGUUGCUAGAGUUGCUGGUGAAGAUGUACCUUGUGAAGUCAAAUUGGAGGAUGGUACUUUCAAGGUGAAGGUUGAAGGAAGAGUUGUGGCUGUGGACUCCGAGUUUGAUCUUGCUGCUCCCCUUAUUGAAGCUAAUAUUGAUGGGGAACAAGAAACUGUUCAACUCAUUAAACUUGGCUCAGGUGGUGAGAUCAGAAUAAGAUAUAAAGGAACAGCAUUCCAAACCACUGUGGUCACAGAUACAGCCCAUCGCUACCUCUCUUACAUGCCAGAGAAACCCAAGGUUGACCAGAGUAAAGUAGUUUUGUCUCCAAUGCCUGGCUUGGUGAAGUCCAUAGCUUGUGCUCCAGGAGAUAUGGUUGGAGAAGGACAGGAAGUGUGUGUCAUUGAGGCAAUGAAGAUGCAGAACUCCUUGGUUGCUGCAGCCACCGGGAAAGUAAAAGCCGUCCACGUGAAGGAAGGAGAGACAGUCGAAGAGGAGCAAGUUUUAGUCGAGUUAGAGUAGAAUAACAAGAAAGUUUGUGUAGUAUUUGGAGUUCCUGAAUUGGUGUGAGAGCAACAAGAAGUUUUUGUGUAGUGUUUGAGCAAUAGAGAGAUUGUAAGAAAUGCAGCGGUAUUUUGAAGAUUGGCCUUUUAAGAUUCUUUGAUGUUGUGUAACAGUUAUUCAGGUUUUUUAUAAAUUAACUUUGUAUUUUCUGCAUCCAUCAGCUAGGAUUCUAAAUUUAGACUUAUUUCUGAUAUCCGUAAAAGAAUCCUAAUGAGUGAGUAAUCAACAACUAAAGAUGAACUUUGAAGAUAAAUACACACAUAAUAAGAGUGAAUCAAUUUUGCUACUUCACCAGUGUGCAGCUAAUUUUGAAACCUUGUUGAAUUGCUGAUAUCUAAGCAGCACAUCAUCAAUUUAGAAAGUAACGGGUAUUGCUUGGUUUCAUCAAACAAAUGGGUAUAGUUCAAAGUAGGGUAAUCUAUUAUGGACACUAAUGGCUUAAAGAUUGUUUCUACUCACUCGUCAAAAACACACAAUAAGAUGUACAUUAUUGGGCAUUGUGUAGUUUAUAUAUACACAUCUGUGUGACUACUGAAAGCUUUAGAAAUGAUGACUACUGUUAAAUUAAACCUAUUACUGCCGGGUCACGUGUAUGCCAUCAUAACAAACCCCUUGAUCUGC